This is a messenger RNA of Propithecus coquereli (Coquerel's sifaka), 4440 nucleotides long. RefSeq names its product tyrosine kinase 2 (gene TYK2). The transcript is spliced from 26 exons. NCBI's taxonomy places the organism in Eukaryota, Metazoa, Chordata, Mammalia, Primates, Indriidae. The record is from RefSeq and is a predicted model, not a curated record. Gene Ontology annotation, biological process: cytokine-mediated signaling pathway; intracellular signal transduction; cell differentiation. Gene Ontology annotation, cellular component: cytoskeleton; cytosol; membrane. Gene Ontology annotation, molecular function: ATP binding; cytokine receptor binding; non-membrane spanning protein tyrosine kinase activity. The coding region runs from base 400 to 3972 and encodes 1190 amino acids.
CCCGCGGCGGCGGCGACGGCAGCGGGGCGGGGUCCGGGUUCGAGUCCAGAGUCCCGGGGAAGGCGACAUCAGUGGAAUCUGACAGCCCUGCUAUGACCAUACCGGAGACCUAACCUUUCACUCAGGGGGCCUAGGCCCUGGACUGGGGGAACAGAGCUGGACCCUAAUCCUCCUAGCAGUCAGCAGGGACUGGAGUCACUCAUGUGGCGGAGGGGUCUGAACUGAACGUGUAACAUGCAGAACCGCGUUGAAAUGUCACAACCAUCUUUCGAUGGCAAUAUUCCCAGCACCUCCGUUUUCCAGAUGGGGAAACUGAGGCCCAGAGUGGCUGAGUGACUUGCUAUAGUUGACACAGGGAGCUCUAGGACUCAUCCCCCAGCCGAGCCAGCCAGGAGGAGCAUGCCUCUGUGCCAACGGCGGGGCUCCAGGGGCAGCAAGCCCGAUGUGAACGGAGCGCAGCCUCUGGCUGCCAUGGGAGGCCUGAAGGUGCUUUUGCACUGGGCUGGCCCUGGUGGCGGGGAGCCCUGGGUCACCUUCAGCGAGGGCUCGCUGACUGCAGAGGAGAUCUGCAUCCAUAUCGCGCACAAAAUCGGCAUCACUCCUCCCUGUGUCAAUCUCUUUGCCCUCUUCGAUGCCCAAGCUCAAGUCUGGCUGCCCCCAAACCACAUCCUAGAGAUCUCCAGGGACACAAGCCUGUUGCUGUAUUUCCGCAUGAGGUUUUAUUUCCGGAACUGGCAUGGCAUGAAUCCUCAGGAGCCAGCCGUGUACCGCUGCGGGCCCCCAGGCACCGAGGCUUCCUCAGAACAGACAGAGCAGGGGGUGCAACUCCUGGACCCAGCCUCGUUUGAGUACCUCUUUGAGCAGGGCAAGCACGAGUUUGUGAAUGAUGUAGCAUCACUGUGGGAGCUCUCAAACGAGGAGGAGAUCCACCACUUUAAGAAUGAGAGCCUGGGCAUGGCUUUUCUGCACCUCUGCCACCUUGCUCUCCACCGCGGUGUCCCCCUGGAGGAGGUGGCCAAGAAGAUCAGCUUCAAGGACUGCAUCCCACGCUCCUUCCGGAGGCAGAUCCGGCAGCACAACGUGCUGACGCGGCUGCGCCUGCGCAAUGUCUUCCGCAAGUUCAUCCGGGCCUUUCAGCCGGGCCUCCUCUCCCAGCAGGUGGUCAUGGUCAAAUACCUGGCCACGCUGGAGCGGCUGGCGCCCCGCUUCGGCACGGAGCGCCUGCCGGUGUGCCACCUGCGGCUGCUGGCCCAGGCCGAGGUGGAGCCCUGCUACACCCUGGACAGCGGGCAGGCCCCCACGGACCCCAGCCCUGAGUCUGCUGCCGGGCCCUCCACCCACGAGGUGCUGGUGGCAGGCACCAGCGGCAUCCAGUGGCGACCUAUACAGCCGGAGGGCUCUAGUGGCGGUGGUGGCAGCAGCAACAUCAGUGGCAGCAUCGGCAGGAAUCCCCAUGCCAGCCUGUCUGGGAAGAAAGCCAAGGUGCACGAGGCGGGCGACCUGCCAGUGGACGGGCCGCGGGAGCCGCCGUGGGCCUACUUCUGCGACUUCCGGGACAUCACCCACGUGGUGCUCAAAGAGAGCCGCGUCAGCAUCCAUCGGCAGGACAACAAGUGCCUGGAGUUCAGCCUGCCCUCCCGGGCCAAGGCCCUGUCCUUCGUGUCGCUGGUGGAUGGCUAUUUCCGCCUGACAGCUGACUCCAGCCACUACCUGUGCCACGAGGUGGCCCCCCCACGGCUGCUGAUGAGCAUUCAGGAUGGCAUCCACGGCCCCCUGCUGGAGCCGUUUGUGCAGGCCAAGCUGCGGCCCGAGGACGGCCUGUACCUCAUGCACUGGAGCACGAGCCACCUCUACCGCCUCAUCCUCACGGUGGCCCAGCGUGGCCAGGCCCCCGGCCACGCACAGAGCCUGCACCUCCGCAAGUUCCCCAUCGAGCAGCGGGCCGGGGCCUUCGUGCUGGAGGGCUGGGGCCGCCCCUUCCCCAGCGUGCGGGAGCUGCGCGCCGCCUUGCAGGGCUGCUCGCUGCGGGCCGGGGACGACUGCUUCUCUUUGCGCCGCUGCUGCCUUCCCCGGCCGGGAGAAAUCUCCAACCUCAUUGUCAUGCGGGGGCCUCGGGCCAGCAGCAGGCAGCUCAACCUCAGCCAGCUCAGCUUCCACCGUGUCGGCCAGGACGAGAUCACCCAGCUGUCCCACUUGGGCCAGGGCACGAGGACCAACGUGUAUGAGGGUAUCCUGCAAGUAGAGGGCGGGGACCCCGAGGAGGGCAAGGUGGACAGCAGGGACCCCCUCGCGCCCGGCGGGAACUGCGGGCAGAAGCUGCGAGUGGUGCUCAAAGUGCUGGAUCCCAGUCACCACGACAUUGCCCUGGCCUUCUACGAGACGGCCAGCCUCAUGAGCCAGGUGUCCCACGUGCACCUGGCCUUUGUGCACGGCGUCUGCGUGCGCGGCUCUGAGAACAUCAUGGUGACGGAGUACGUGGAACACGGGCCCCUAGACGUGUGGCUGCGGCGAGAGAGAGGCCACGUGCCUGUGGCCUGGAAGGUGGUGGUCGCCCAGCAGCUGGCCAGCGCCCUCAGCUACUUGGAGGACAAGAACUUGGUUCACGGUAACGUGUGUGGCCGGAACGUUCUGCUGGCACGGCCAGGGCUGGCGGAAGGCACCAGCCCCUUCAUCAAGCUGAGUGACCCAGGCGUGGGCGUGAGUGCCCUCUCCAGGGAGGAGAAGGUGGAGCGGAUCCCGUGGAUGGCCCCCGAGUGUCUGCCUGGCGGAGCCAACAGCCUGAGCACCGCCGCCGACAAGUGGGGCUUUGGUGCCACCCUCCUAGAGAUCUGCUUCGAUGGGGAAGCACCCCUCCAGGGCCGAGGCCCCUCCGAGAAAGAGCGUUUCUAUCAGAAGCAGCACCGGCUGCCUGAGCCCUCGUGCCCUGAGCUGGCCACACUCACCAGUCAGUGCCUGACCUACGAGCCAGGCCAGAGGCCGUCAUUUCGCACCAUCCUGCGCGACCUCACUCGGCUGCAGCCACACAAUCUUGCUGACGUUGUGACUGUAAACCCGGACUCGCCGGCGUCAGACCCUACGGUUUUCCACAAGCGCUAUUUGAAAAAGAUCCGGGAUUUGGGCGAGGGUCACUUCGGCAAGGUCAGCUUGUACUGCUACGACCCGACCAACGACGGCACUGGCGAGAUGGUGGCUGUGAAAGCCCUCAAGGCGGACUGCGGCCCCCAGCUCCGCUCCGGCUGGAGGCGGGAGAUAGACAUCCUGCGCACGCUCUACCACGAGCACAUCGUCAAGUACAAGGGCUGCUGCGAGGACCAAGGCGAGAAGUCAGUGCAGCUCGUCAUGGAGUAUGUGCCCCUGGGCAGCCUCCGAGACUACCUGCCCCGGCACAGCGUCGGGCUGGCCCAGCUGCUGCUCUUCGCCCAGCAGAUCUGCGAGGGCAUGGCCUACCUGCACGCGCAGCACUACAUCCACCGAGACCUCGCUGCGCGCAACGUGCUGCUAGACAACGACAGGCUGGUCAAGAUCGGGGACUUUGGCCUAGCCAAGGCCGUGCCCGAAGGCCACGAGUACUACUGCGUGCGCGAGGAUGGGGACAGCCCCGUGUUCUGGUAUGCCCCAGAAUGCCUGAAGGAGGGUAAGUUCUACUAUGCGUCCGACGUCUGGUCCUUCGGGGUCACCCUGUAUGAGCUGCUAACACACUGCGACUCCAGCCAGAGCCCCCCAUCGAAAUUCAUUGAGCUCAUAGGCCACACCCAGGGCCAGAUGACGGUGCUGAGACUCAUGGAGCUGCUGGAACGAGGGGAAAGGCUGCCCCGGCCUGACAGAUGUCCCCCUGAGAUCUAUCUUUUCAUGAAGAACUGCUGGGAGACAGAGGCCUCCUUCCGCCCCACCUUCCAGAAUCUCAUACCCAUCCUCAAGACAGUCCAGGAGAAAUACCGAAGCCAGGCCCCUUCGGUGUUCAGUGUGUGCUGAGGCCCAGUGGCGCCUCCACUUGAGGGGAUUGGACCAGGCAGUACCCACAGAGUGGGCCCAACAUGGUGAAAUCAGCCUCACCUACCCGCUGUGCCUUAUUUCUGUCUGUUCACCUCCGUGAACUGACUUUCCAUCCAUGGCCAUGAGCCCAACCAUAACCCUGAGGAACCCAGGACAAGCAGGGAGCGAAUCAGGCCUUUAAUCCCCUAACUCCCACACUGGGGUCCACCAUGUCCACUAGCCAUCGUGCCGGGACGAUAACUACUUGUUAAGUGUACACAGUACUUGGUGAGCACCACGUGCCACAUAGAUAAGACUGCGAGUUUCAUGCUUUCAUUCCUGUGUGACCUCAGGCCAAUGGCUUCACCUCUGUGGGCCUCCAUUCUCAACAUGCAGUGGUCAUGCUUGCUACCUCAUAGGACUAAUGUAAAGAUCUAAUGAGGUGGUAUAUGUAACAUGCUUAGCAGA